Molecule: messenger RNA, 799 nt
Organism: Helianthus annuus (common sunflower)
Lineage: Eukaryota; Viridiplantae; Streptophyta; Magnoliopsida; Asterales; Asteraceae
Product: mavicyanin
Exons: 2
Coding region: 87-668 (193 amino acids)
Cellular component (GO): plasma membrane
Molecular function (GO): electron transfer activity
Source: RefSeq, a predicted model, not a curated record
CUACCCUCUCUCUAUAUAUAUACAUACAUAUAUGUGUGUAUCUAAGUUUGACAAGGAGAAACAGAAAACACAGAAAAAAAGGGGAAAUGGCGGUUAAAUUGUCGUGUUUAAUCUUGUUCUUCAUGUUGAUAGAAUCAAAUGUGUUUGCAUAUCAAUACCAAGUUGGAAAUCUUCAAGCUUGGAACAUACCCACCUCAGCAGAUCCAAAAGUUUACACAAACUGGCCGAAAAAACUCACUUUCAGGAUCGGCGAUUCGCUGUUGUUUUUGUACCCACCAAGCCAAGAUUCACUAAUUCAAGUGACAAAAGAAUCCUACAACACUUGCAAUCUAAAGAAUCCAAUCUUGUACAUGAAUGAUGGAAAUUCUUUAUUCAACAUUACUUCUCCUGGUGUUUUUUACUUCACUAGUGGUGCUUCGGGUCAUUGCGAAAAAUCGCAAAAGCUUCAGAUUUCUGUGUACGCUAGUGAUGGGUCAUUGCCUGAACCACCCGCCUACGGUCCCAGUGGUGCAUUGGCUGAUUCGGCGCCUUCUUACCCGACUGUUUUUGGUGGGAUACCAACUGGACCAUCGCCAUCAUCUUCGUCCUCGUUGAAUAUUAAAACAUCAUUUUUAAUUGCUGCAGUCAUUGGAGUUUUGGUUUGUGGUUUAGCUAGUGGCAAGAUAUAGGAUGAAGUGAUUUAUUUUGUGUAAUUGAGUACAAGAUUACAUUUUUUCUUUUCCCCAUUUGUUCAAAGGUAUGCAGUGAUAUUAUUUGUACCAUAUUUAAAAAAGGAUAUUGUGAUUUGGAAUUUUUACCU